UAUAUAUAUUUUGCAACACACUUUGCGAUCCUGGCCUAUACACAUUACACAUCCUAUUUACCUGUACUUUAUAUAUACCCUCUGGUAUACCUAACGCAGUCAGUGUGUUCAUAAUUGUCAGAUCGACUGAGUCUCGCCUAUAGUAUACAAGUAACUCACGCACUCAUUGGUAGGUAUAGUAUACGGGGCAAAACGAGCAGGUUGUACGUCGAACAGUCUGUGCGGAUUGACGGAUGACGAACAGCAACCACCGCUCGUACGGGGACAGGAGUAGCCUAUACUCCCACGCACACUUGCCUUAACCUAAGCCGAGUCGCGGAACAACUCGUGGUGGUGUAUAUAUACAGAGCGGACUGGUGCAGCAGCAACCGGAGCGAGAGCACACUGCAGGCAUCAGGCGUUAUUAAAUUAAACCGGUCGUGUCCGUUUGUAACGCGCUCGCGUGUGUGUACCUGUACGCGCGUGGACCAGGAGGUGCAGUGUAUAGGCUCGACGAGGAUGCUACUGGCGGAGGGACACGGUGGCAACAGCAGCGAUGAGGAGGUCGGCCCUUCCGCGGAGCACGGGGUACAGCUCGACGGUAUGAGUAGGGGGCACUUGCAGGUGCGAGCCUAAUAGAGCUCCAAGACGACGGGUGCAGGAGAGCCGCGCCCCCCUGGCAGCUCGAGGUCCUCGGGCAGCGGGAGCGGGGCCGUGACGGGCACCAGCGGGAGCGUGGGCGCGAGGAGUCCGGGAGGACAUGCAGGGAGCGGGCCGCCACCGGCAACAUGGCCGCAGGAGCCGCCGCGCGUCAGAUGCUCGACUUCCUGAGUAAGCGCAAGUACCGGCGACGGAAAGCGGCGGGCCUGUCCCGGACUCGGCACCACCACCUCCUCCUCGGGGUACUCGUAUGUUGGGUGGCGUCGUUGCCCCGUGCCCCGGCCCUCGAGGCCCCGAAUAACGGCGCGGUGCUGCCGGGGACGGCCGUCGGUGGCCUGUCUGCCGUCUACAACGGCUCGACCUGCGACCUCGACACCUGCCUCAAUGGCAGCUGCGUCAACGGUAGCUGCGUCUGCCGCGAGGGCUGGCAGGGCCCUAGCUGCCAGUACUGCGCCAGCAAAGUCCGAUUGUCGGAGCAGUCGGGCAGCAUACACGACGGAGUGGGCAAUUACACGACGAACGUCAAGUGCUCGUGGUUGAUCGAGAGCAGCCCCAACUCGACGAUUCGCAUGCACAUCGAGGAAUUCGCGACGGAGUGCGGCUGGGACCACCUGUACAUAUUCGACGGCGACGGGGUCGAGGCGCCCCUGCUCGGUGUCUUCAACGGGCUCAUGCACAAGGACGAUUACCACAUAAGACGGGUGCCCGAAGUGACCGCCCGCUCGGGCAGUGCCCUCCUCCACUUUUACUCGGACGUCGCUUACAACAUGAGCGGCUUCAAUAUCACUUACAAGAUCAACGCCUGUCCCAGCAGGGACUCGAGGGUCGACUGUUCGGGUCAUGGGGUGUGCAUCGGUGGUGAGUGCACGUGCGACGCCACGUGGAUGGGCGAAGCUUGCGACGUGGCCAUCUGUCCCAAAAAUUGCUCGGCGCACCAGCACCAGGGCCAGUGCAACCACGAGUGGCACCGGUGCGACUGCAACAAAGGGUUCAAAGGCGCCGACUGCAACCAGACGAGCGAGCAGGGUUAUUGGGAGGCCAUCAACUACCUGGAGCUCCCGCCCGAGGGCUCGGCGAGCCAUUGCGCCGUAGUCUGGCACGAUUCGCUGUACAUAGUCGGCGGGGAGAGCUUCCACCGAGCCAAGAUGAUCUACGUGUACGAUUACAACGGCAACGUGUGGGAGACGCCCCACGUGACGGGCCACAGGCCCCAGGCGAGGUACGGCCACUCGUGCGUGCUCUACGGCGACAAGAUCUACAUGUACGGCGGCGUCAUCGAGAGCUCGGGGGUCACCAACGAGGUGUGGGCCUUUGACGUAUCGUCCAAGCUCUGGGAGAACGUCACCGUACACGACAACUGCUACAACAAAACCAUGUGCGGACCCCUCAAGGUCGCUGGGCACUCGGCCAACAUCGUCCGGGGCCACAACUCCAAGGAGAAGAUGGUGGUUAUAUUCGGACACUCGCCGCAGUACGGCUACCUGAACAACGUCCAAGAAUACUACUUCGGCGCCCGAGAGUGGCAGAUAGUCGAGACGUCCGGUUUCCCGGUGAAGGGUGGCUACGGGCACAGCUCGGCCUACGAUCCUCUGACCAACCACAUCUACGUGUACGGGGGCUACGUGUCCGAGUCCCAGGUGACGCAAGUGUUGACCAAUCGUUUGUACGCGUACCGGCCGAACAAGCGCGAAUGGCGUCUCCUAACGGCCGCGCCCUCGGCACGUUUCUUCCACACGGCCGCGUUCGUCAGUCCCGGUCUCAUGCUCGUCUUCGGCGGCAACACCCACAACGACACGCUGCACUCGUACGGGGCGAGGUGCUACUCGGCCGACACCAUCGCCUACGACGUGGUCUGCGACUCUUGGAGGCAGUACACCGUGCCCAAGGAGAUGGCCGAUCUGUCGAGGUACGGGCACAGCGCCACCGUCUUUGGACCCUCCAUGUACAUAUACGGCGGCUUCGACGGCCAAAUGCUCUCCGACACGCUCAAGUAUACGCCGGGCGAUUGCGAGCACCUGAGAAACCACAGCCAAUGCCUUAGCUCGCGAGUUGGUCUGAAGUGCGCGUGGGACAAGAAACGGGGCAACUGUUUGGCCGCCACCAGCAUCCCGACGGGGGUUCUGCUGUCCGGUAACACGCACGACGACAAGUACAUGCUCUGCGUGGACGAGACCCCACCACGCGGCAUGACCUCGCACAAGGAGCUGUGCAAGCUCCUUACGGAUUGCGCCGCCUGUCUGUCAACGUCCUACAAGUGCGUCUGGUGCGGUAAAAGCUGCUCCCACGAGAUUUGCCGGAACAUUGCCAACGCCCCUUCCCUGAGGCCCGUUGAUACCUUGGACAUGUGCGACCCACACAGCGGCGUCGAGUGUUACCAGUUGCACACUUGUCAAGCUUGCUCGAGCAAUCCGAAUUGCAUAUGGUCGUGGUCCAACGGGCCCGACAGGUGCAAGCCUCUCUCCGAAAUUGCCAUUGCGAGCGCGAACAAUACGAUGCAACCGCAGCGGUCGCUGGUGGACAUUUGCCGGAGCCCGUGCGUCGAGUACACCUCGUGUCGCAACUGCACCGAGACCGAGUGCAUUUGGUGCCAGAACACGGAAAGAUGCGUCGACAAGAACGCCUACCCGGCGAGCUUUCCCUACGGCCAGUGCCGCGAGUGGACGACCACCCACGACAAGUGUCGCUCCACUCGGGCCAGCAACGAGUGGUGCAGCGCUCACAACUCCUGCUCGAGUUGCAGAGCCGACCCGGAUUGCGGCUGGUGCGACGACGGCUCGGGCACCGGGCGGGGCAAGUGCUUGCCGGGUGGAGCUAAACAACCCAGCUACCGGAGUCCCGAGAGGUGCCCUCUCAGACGCUGGUACUUCACCGAGUGUCCACCUUGUCAAUGCAACGGCCACAGCACGUGCUACCCCAACAGCAACGAGUGCAUCCAGCCCUGCGGGAAUUUGACGCAAGGUGCCCACUGUGAAAAAUGCAAGCCUGGCUAUUAUGGAAGUCCGCUUAACGGAGCCACCUGUCAACCUUGCUCGUGCAACGACCAAGGAACGAAUUGUACCAGCGAAACUGGUAAAUGUUUCUGUACAACGAAAGGUAUAAUAGGCGACCACUGCGAGCGAUGUGACGUGAGUGGACUGUAUCACGGCGAUCCUACGAAUAAGGGAUCGUGUUUUUAUGAUUUGGCCAUCGAUUAUCAGUUUACGUUUAAUUUGAGUAAAAAAGAGGACCGCCACUACCGAGCGAUAAACUUCAAAAAUUCUCCCUCCAAGCAGGACGUCGACGCUGAUUUCUCGAUAACGUGUUCCGUAAUUGCAAAAAUGAACAUAACGGUGAAAAAAUCCAACGGCUUGGAAAAACCGUUGUUACUGGGAGCCAAUUGCACGAAUUUAACGUACAAGCAUCGCUUCAGCAAAACCGAUUAUCAUUUUGGUAACGAGGACAACAUCACGCACACGACGUUUUACGUGUACGUGUACGACUUUCAUCCUCCUUUGUGGAUUCAGAUCUCGUUUUCGCAGUAUUCCAAAUUAAAUUUGCAGCAAUUUUUCAUAACGUUUUCCACGUGCUUCCUCGCUUUAUUGCUGAUAGCAGCGAUUCUCUGGAAAGUCAAACAAAAGUACGACAUGUACAGAAGAAGACAGCGGCUUUUUGUAGAAAUGGAGCAGAUGGCUAGCCGUGCCUUCAGCCAAGUGCUCGUGGAAAUCGAGAGGCGAGAAUUUUACGUGACGGAAGCCGACGGAUGUGACGCGGAAGUGAAUAAUACUCGCAAAAAGAAGAAGAAAAAGGACGCUCCGAGCCCGAUAGCUCUAGAACCCUGCUGCGGCAACCGAGCGGCGGUUCUUUCGUUACUAGUCAGGCUGCCGACUGGGGGCGAGCCUUACACACCAGCCGGCCAGAGCGCGGGUCUCGCGGUCGCCUCGGCCCUCGUGACCUUGGGGAGUCCACGCAGGCCCUCCCAGGAGCUGACCAUCAAAGAGCCCAAAAAACCCAGAAAAUCGAGUAGUCAGCAUCCAGAGUCGACGUGCAUUUAGUGCUAGUCCCUAACGGCUAGCAAACGACAAAAACAGUAUGCCCAUAUGUGGGAGCGCGCGUUUGUGUGCGUGUGUGUGAGAGUGAGACAAAGCUUGGUCAAACAAGCUGUGCUAUGCAUUAUAGGGUCAAAGUAUCGAGUUUGAUACUUCCCGAUUCGUUACUGCAAUCGAGACAUCCGCAACACAGAGUCGGAGCAAUCGAAAGAGUCUUGUUUCGGCUGAACAAGCUCACGCUGAGCUAAUUUUUUUUUAAAUAUGCCGAGUUGGAAAUCCAUCUACGCUUAGUAAGCUUUUAGGACUCCCGCGAGUAAAAUUGACAAAAGGAAAAGGGAAAGAUCACAUUUUUUUUUUUUUAAUUUGAAAAAAAAAUCUUUGUAUAUAUGAAGCUCUCCAGUUUUCUUAGUGUAUAUGAAAACUCAAAUCUCAGAAGCAAAGACUAAUUUUUCUAAACGGAAGAAAAAAGAGUGAGCGAUAGAGGGAGACGAGAAUAAAAAGCAUUUUCUAUUGCAUAGGCCUUUAAAACAUACUCAUCGAACAUUCUUAUAUCGACAAGAAACUCUUUCGUCAUUUUUGGUUCUUCAGCAACUCUCGAGUUCUCCUUCGCACAUUCUUGUUAUCUUUUAUUUCCUAAUUUUUGUGUCUUCGCUUACCUCAAAUUACAAAGACUGAAUACUAGUGCAGUUGUCGAAUUUAUUUGAUGAAAUGCACUAAAAAUAGCAAUUUAUUUCGAGUGAUGCGUAAUACUUGAUUUAGGUAAGUAUAAGUACAAAUAUUAUUCCGCAAAAAUAAAGCAUUUCACAAUUUUUUUUCUUUCUACUUUAUUUACCACUGCAUGCCGCGAAGGAGAAAAGCCAAAUGAAGAUUCGUACAAAAAAUGAAAAAUUACGAGGAAAGCCCAACGAAAGAGAUUGUACAGUUUUGUAUAUAUCGUUAAUAAAAUGGACACUUAGAUGUUAAGAGCAGAUUUUUUAUGAGUAUGUAAUUAUGCGAGUCGUAAAAAUCUCAAGAUUCAAGUUUUCAAAUAAAAUGAUUGACCAUUCGAAAGUUAAUUGUGCUUCAUCGAGUUGUAAAAAGUUACAUGAUUCUCUGCCAAGUUAAAAUUAUGUAAUGAAGCAUUAGAAAAAAAAAUAAGCGUAAUUAGAUAAAUAGUUGAAAAUAUUAUUUGAAUGAAUGGGUCUGAAAAAUGACUAGUGUAUCAUGAUAGUUGUACUUUUACAUAAUAAUUGUAAAUUUAUAGAUCUGCAAUACGUGUUUUGUUUUGUUUAUAAACAUCGAAUCAAAUCCAAACUUGUAAAUAAAGUUAUUCUUUUGAGCUAAAAAAAA
Molecule: messenger RNA, 5993 nt
Organism: Copidosoma floridanum
Lineage: Eukaryota; Metazoa; Arthropoda; Insecta; Hymenoptera; Encyrtidae
Gene: dsd
Product: attractin-like protein dsd
Cellular component (GO): Golgi apparatus
Molecular function (GO): protein binding
Source: RefSeq, a predicted model, not a curated record